UUAUCUGAGGUGGUGAUUUUGUGUGUGUGUGUGUGUGUGUGUUGCGUGUGUGUGUGUGUGGUUUUUUUUAAACAGAAGCAUGGGGAGUUGUUAGCUGGAAAAUGGAUCCCUUACUUCAUGUCCUGAUUUUUACCUUCCUGGCCUUCAAGAUCUCAGGAGGGUUUCUGAUUAUCCAUGUCCAGAAACAGCAAUGCCUUUUUAGAGGCAAAACAGCGUUAGUGAGCAACUGCAAUCUGACGGAUCCAAACCAGCAGUGGAUGUGGACAGACUAUGAGAAACUGCUCCAUGUUAAAUCUGGCCAGUGUUUGGGCAUCUCCAAGUCCUCUGCUGCAUCAUCCCGCAGCAUCUUCAUAGACUGCCCUCAGGCACCCAGCUGGACCUGCCACAAAAAGGAAGGCCUCCUCCAGGUGGCAAAUAGCUCUCUCUUUCUCUCCAAACAAGGCCCGAAGGUAAUGAUCAAGAUGGGUAAGAAAUACCCUCAUAGCUGGAAGCAAAUAAGUAUCGACGACAAAGGAAACUCUACCUAUGAAAAUCUGUGUCCACACAAAGAUCUCCAAGAUGCAGAACCUCCAGUGCAGAACAGUAGAAUCACCUCCUCUCCCUUUAGUGCUAUUCCAUCUAUUCCUGAGAAUUUCCUUAGGAGUAGCACAGAACUCUUCAUCAGAAAUAUUACAGAAAACUACAGUAAAUACAUUAACGAAAAGCUCCAUUUCACCCUGAAGUCGUCUGCCGUACCAGGGAAAUCCUGGAUUCCAACAACAACCUCUCAUUACUUCAGUAUCACAGAAAAGAGCGGGCGCGGGGAGGCUGGGAAAUGCCCCAUCGCCCUGGCGGAGUGGAGGGUCUCCAGCCAGUCAAUCCAUCUCCAGUGGAGCACGUCGGGCGCCCUCUGCAACUUCACCCUGACCUGCCGCUCGGACAACGCCUCGCACCCAGACUGCCAGCCCGUCCAGACUGCUAACCGGUCCUACGAAUGCAGCUACAGUGGCUUAGAAGCAGGGACUUUGUAUCAUCUCCGGAUUUUCUCCCUCUCGGACACAGAAUCGAGCGACAUCUCCUUGCAAACAGAUCCUUUACCACCAGCUAAAUUUGAAAUUAAGAAGGAAAAAACUACAUCCACAAGCUUGCAGGUCUGGUGGAGUCCAUCCCCAGGAAAAGUGGACUGGUAUGAGCUACAAUUAUCUGAUCAUCAUAAUAAAAAGAUACAGAAUGUCUCAAUACGAGGUGGUAUUUCAAGAACAGAAGAGACAUUUUCCAAUCUUACUCCUGGGAGCAAAUACAAUGUUAUCAUCACUGCAGUUUCUGGAAAUAAAAGCACCUCGGCAGUUCAUAUCAGCGGAUCUACUGCACCGUCACCUGUGCAAAACAUUCAGAUCAGUGUCAAGACAGACACUAUCCACGUUUCAUGGUUACCUGGCUCUGGGAAUGUGGAUCGAUACAGGCUGGUAUUACUGGAUGUAGAACGACUAGUUCGUGAGAUCAACCAUGAGGAACGCUUAACCUCGUACACUUUUCUUGGACUUACAGCAGGACACCUUUAUAAUCUCACUAUAAUAGCUGAAGCUGCCGGGCUACAGAGCUACAGCUUUAAGUUGGUUAGGACAGCCCCAGCAGAAGUCUCUGAUUUGAUGGUGACUAGUGAUGGCAGCUUGGAUACAUUAAAAGUUAAAUGGAAAAGGCCACCAGGAAGCCUAAAUUUCUACAAUAUCACUCUGUCUCAUCUUGGAGCUAUUAAAGAAAUCAAAACUUUACAGCCUCAUGUCACAGAGGUUCAGUUUGACAAGUUGACUCCAGGAAGUCUUUAUCAGGUCACUGUCAGCACAAUCAGUGGUGAAUUAUUCACUGAUAAGAUGGCAACUGGCCGGACAGUUCCCCAGAAAGUUUCAGAGUUGAAAGCUAGCAGUGGUUGGCUGAAAUCUCUGAGAGUGAGCUGGCUGCCCCCUGCUGGAGACUGGGAGAGAUACUACAUUGUGUUGUACAACCUCUCCUCUGUGCUGCUGAACGCUACACUAGAGAAAGACAGAAGGGAAUAUGACAUCCAGGAUAUAGGACUCAUCCCAGGAAGACAGUAUGAGGUGGCAGUCAUAGUGGAGAGUGGAGGCUUACAGAACACAGCUCGCUGCAAAGGCAGAACAGCUCCACAGCCUGUUCUUCAGCUUCGGGUAAAGCAUACCAAUGAAUCUUCACUUAGUGUCAUGUGGGUGACCCCCGUCGCCGAAUGGGACAAAUACACAGUUUCAGUGGAAGACAGGGGUCUUACCAUCAUAAAUAAGGCUCUUGUGAAAGAAGCUAAAGAAUACACUUUCAGUAACCUGGUACCUGGACGGAAAUACACGGCUAAGGUCACCAGCAUUAGUGGGGAUUUAAACAAUUCAACUUCAGUGGAAGGAAGAACAGUGCCAGCACAGGUGACUAACCUGCACGUGACAAACCAGGGGACAACCAACAAUUUGUUCACCAACUGGACUAAAGCGCUGGGAGAUGUAGAGUCAUACCAAGUGCUGCUGAUUCAUGAAAAUGUUGUCAUUAAAAAUGAGAGUGUUUCCAGUGAGACCAACAGAUACCACUUCCACUCCUUGAAAACCGGAGGGCUUUAUUCUGUGGUCGUCACUACAAUUAGUGGAGGGAUAUCAUCCAGACAGACAAUUGCAGAAGGAAGGACAGUUCCUUCCAGUGUGACCGGAGUAACAGUGAACAAUUUGGGACGGACUGACUACCUCAGUGUUUCCUGGCUGCCAGCUACUGGAGAUGUCGAUAGUUAUUUGGUAACACUCUCACAUGACAACCAAGUGGUUCAGACUUUGACCAUUUCCAAAGCCCUCAGUGAAUGUUCUUUCAGCAGCCUGGUUCCUGGCAGACUUUACGAUGUGACAAUAACCACAAAGAGUGGGAAGUAUGAAAAUCAUUCCUUCAGCCAGCAGCGCACAGUUCCUUCAAGUGUUCAGGGACUUACUGUCAGCAAUUCAGCAAGAAGUGACUAUUUAAAGGUGUCCUGGUUGCAUGCCACUGGUGAUUUUGAUAAUUAUAAAGUGAUCAUCGAGAACAAGAAUGACUUCAUCCAAACAAAAGAUGUUCCCAAGUAUGAAAAUGAAUGUGUGUUCACUGAACUGAUCCCAGGGAGGCAAUACAGCAUCACUGUUAGCACACAGAGUGGAAAAUCUGUGACUAGCCAAAGGGUGAAUGGCAGAACAAUGCCAGAGUCAGUGAAGGAAUUGACUCUUAGUAACAGAAGCACAGAAGACCUCCAAGUUACCUGGUUAAAGGCUGAGGGGGAUGUUGAUCAGUAUGAGAUUCAGCUACUUUUCAAUGAUAUAAAAGUCUUUCCAUCCAUUUUCCUUGAAAAUACCAUUGAGGAGUAUCGGUUCACAGCUUUAACUCCUGGGCGCCUGUACAAAAUUCUUGUCUUGACAAUCAGUGGAGACACACAACGUGCCACUUUCAUAGAAGGAUUGACAGUUCCAAGUGCCGUCAAAAACAUUCAUGUUUCACCCAAUGGGAUGACAAACAGCCUGAAAGUGAAUUGGAGUUCUGGAGGAGGAGAUGUUGAUUCUUACACAGUGACCCUGUUCCAUCAAAACCAUCAGCGUGAUUCCCAGAAUGUCUCCAAGCAGGUCUGCGAGCAUACCUUCAACAAGUUAGAAGCCGGGGAGCAGUACCAGAUUGUGGUACAGUCUAACAGCGGCAACCUGCACAACAGUUUAACAGCUCGCGGACGUACAAUUCCUGCCUCCGUCCAAGGAUUAUUUGCAGAUCAUGCCUACAGCAGUCAUUCCUUGUUAGUGACCUGGCACAGUGCUGCAGGGGUGGCUGAAAGAUAUGACAUCCUGCUCUUGACAGAGCAAGAUAUCCUUCUAAGCAACAAAUCAGAGCCAGCGACUGCUAAACAGCACAGAUUUGAAGAUUUAAUACCUGGCAAGAAGUAUAAAGUAAAAAUGUUGACAGUCAGCGGCGGGCUCUUCAGCACACCAGCAGUAACCGAAGGCCGAACAGUUCCAGCUGCUGCCACAAAUCUGAAGGUCACAGAAAACACCAAUGGGCACCUAUCCUUCAGCUGGACUACUUCCCAGGGAGACCUGGACUCCUAUAAUAUCUUUCUGUACAAUCCAGACAAAUCCCUCCAGUACAGAAUGUCCGGGGACAAGAAACUCCAGCAGUGUUCUUUCCAGAGCUUGUUGCAGGGCAGGAUGUAUAAAAUGGUGAUUGUUACUCACAGCGGAGAGCUCACAAAUGAAUCAUCCAUAUUUGGAAGAACAGUUCCAGCCCCCGUUGUUCAUCUCAAAGGUUCCAACAGAAACAUGACCGACAGGCUGUGGUUCACCUGGGGACUGGCACCAGGAGAUGUGGAUUAUUAUCAACUCAAUCUUUAUAACCCAAAUGGCACACAGAAGGAAACAUGGCGUAGGAAAGACCUAACAGAGUGGCAUUUCCAGGGCCUGGUUCCUGGCAGAAAGUACACCCUGGUUGUAGUGACCCACAGUGGUGACCUGAUCAAUACAGCAAAUGCCGAGGGAAGAACAGCACCCAGUCCUCCUAAUGCUGUCUCAUUUGCUGAUGUUGCAAACACCUCCCUGUCAAUCACCUGGCUGGGUCCCCCAGACUGGACGGAUUACGAUGACUUUGAGUUGCAAUGGUUCCCGAGAGAUCCCCUUACGGUCUUCAACCCAUAUAGCAACAGCAGAUCAAAGGGACGCAUCAUGUAUGGUCUUCGCCCAGGGAGGCUCUAUAGAUUCAGUGUCAGGAGCAUCAGCGGGGAUAGCUGGAAGACAUACAGUCAAUCACUGUCUGGAACUGUGAGAACAAAACCAGACAAGAUACAAAACCUUCACUGCCGGCCACAAAACUCUACUGCCAUUGCAUGUUCCUGGACCCCACCUGAUUCUGACUUCGAUGGAUAUAGCAUUGAAUGCAAAAAAAUGGACACUGGAGAAGUUGAGUUUUCUAAAAGGCUAGAGAAAGAAAGAUCUUUGCAAAACAUCAUGAUGCUAGUACCCCACAAGAGGUACUUGGUAUCCAUCAAAGUGCACUCUGGAGACAUGACUAGUGAGGUAGUUGAAGACAGCACCAUUACCAUGAUAGAUCGUCCUCCUCCUCCACCUCCCCACAUCCGAGUGAACAAAAAGGAUGCACUCAUUACUAAAUCUUCCAUCAAUUUUACUUUCAACUGCAGCUGGUUUAGUGACACCAAUGGAGCUGUGAAAUACUUCACUGUGGUUGUGAGAGAGGCCGAUAGCAGUGAAGAGCUGAAGCCGGAUCAGCAGCACCCAUUACCUUCCUAUUUGGAAUACAAGCACAACAAUACCAUACGUGUCUAUCAGACAAACUAUUUUGCAAGCAAAUGUGCUGAAAACCUUGACAGCAACUAUAAGAGCUUUGACAUUAAUCUUGGAGCUGAGAUGGAAAGUCUGGGAGGAAAAUGUGAUCCAAAUGAGCAGAAAUUCUGUGACGGGCCAUUAAAACCCAGGACUGCCUACAGGAUCAGUAUACGAGCUUUUACCCAGCUCUUUGGUGAAGACCUGCGGGAAUUCACUGAGCCACUCUUUUCUGAUACCUUUUUCUCUUUACCAAUCACUACUGAGUCAGAGUCCAUGUUUGGAGUUAUAGAAGGCAUGAGUGCUGGUUUGUUUCUCAUUGUGAUGCUGGUAGCUGUCACUGCUUUAUUCUUCUAUAGACAAAAAGUUAGUAAUGGCCAUGAACGACGUACAGCAAGACUGAGCAUUCGCAGGGACAGGCCAUUGUCCGUCCAUCUGAACUUGGGGCAGAAAGGGAGCCGGAGAACUUCCAGUCCAAUAAAAGUAAAUCAGUUUGAAGUGCACUUCACCAAACUCCAAGCAGAUUCCAACUACCUCCUAUCCAAGGAGUAUGAGGACUUAAAAGAUGUGGGUCGAAACCAAUCGUGUGACAUAGCACUUUUGCCGGAGAACAGAGGGAAAAAUCGAUACAAUAAUAUAUUGCCCUAUGAUACAUCAAGAGUGAAGCUUUCCAAUGUAGAUGAUGAUCCUUGUUCAGAUUAUAUUAAUGCAAGCUACAUACCAGGCAAUAAUUUUCGCAGGGAAUACAUUGCGACUCAGGGCCCUUUGCCUGGCACCAAAGAUGAUUUCUGGAAGAUGGCAUGGGAACAGAACGUUCACAAUAUUGUCAUGGUAACCCAGUGUGUUGAGAAGGGCCGAGUGAAGUGUGAUCAUUACUGGCCCCUGGACCGGGAUUCCUUGUAUUACGGAGACCUAAUAGUUGAGAUGUUGUCAGAGUCAGUGCUUCCAGAAUGGACAAUAAGGGAGUUUAAAAUUUGUAGUGAAGAGCAGCUUGACUCAAAGAGGCUCAUCCGUCACUUUCAUUACACAGUAUGGCCAGACCAUGGAGUUCCAGAGACUACCCAGUCCCUGAUUCAGUUUGUAAGAACUGUAAGGGAUUAUGUCAACAGGACGCCAGACACUGGACCAACCAUUGUGCACUGCAGUGCUGGUGUUGGUAGGACAGGCACAUUCAUUGCGCUGGAUCGAAUCCUUCAGCAACUAGACUCUAAAGAUUCAGUGGAUAUUUAUGGAGCAGUGCAUGAUUUAAGGCUUCACAGGGUUCACAUGGUUCAGACAGAGUGUCAAUAUGUCUAUUUACAUCAGUGUGUGAGAGACGUGUUAAGAGCAAGAAAGCUACGCAGUGAACAAGAAAAUCCCUUGUUUCCAAUAUAUGAAAAUGUGAAUCCAGAGUAUCACAGAGAUGCGGUUUAUUCGAGGCACUAAGAAUGUAACAGACACCUGCUUUUGUGAUCAGAUCUGUUAACUUUGUGAGUGAGUGAGAGUGAGUGAGUGUGUGUGUGUGUGUGAGAGAGAGUGAGUGUUUCAUGCACUAAAGAGGAGCCAGACAUUUCUAUUGAUGCUGUGUAUAAUUUAUUGGUCUGGUGAUUUUUUUAAAAGAUAUAUAAUUUAAGUGUAACAGAUAUUAUUGUAUAUAAUUGUAUUUUGGUGUUAUGUAAAUAUGUAUUUUUUCUAUAAUGUUUAUAUGAAUAUUAAGCUUCAGAUAAUACUAUUUUUCCAUGCUAAAGUUAUUAGAAACUUUUCUACAUAAACUAUUUUAAACUGUGUGUCAAAAAGAACUGCUGAGUUUGGAGCAGGUUAUCUAUUGGCAUUUAAUAUACAAGGAAAACCCAUUAAGCCUAGCCAGCCUUUUAGCUGAUUCAGUGUUCACAAGAUGAAAUAUGCAACAUAUUAGAUAAAGGAUAGUAGUCCUACAUAGAAAUGCUAAACUUUAAAUUGAUUGCUUGUGAUCUGAUCAGAAUGGAAGCAAUCCAAAAUGCCAAGUCACUGCCAUAUACCGUUUAUUUAAAAAUCAUUAACAUCCAAAUAAAACAGCAUCCACUUCCCUGUGAGCAACUGUCUCAUUGUAACCUGAAUGUCAAUGGAAAACAUUAACAAUAUGUUGCCUUAUAGUUGAAUAGAACUUUUCUGUUACUCAGAUGGGAGGUUAGAUUACGAUUUGACCGACAUGACUGAUGUAUUCUUAAAUGAUUGCAUAUAGCAGCCUAAGACAAUAAGUAAACUAUACAUGCAUUCACCCUGACUGACAUGCAGACACUUAUUUCCAUGAGGAUGCAAAAUCUGGCCAUUUCUAUCACUCUUUAAAAAUAAAAUCAUUAUUAAGACAGUUUAAAGAAUAGGCCUGGCUGGAUAGUAUCAGUGUAGAGCCCCUCAGGAGUAUAAAGAUUUACAGAUGUAUACCAGAGCAGCAUAUAGCGGGGAUGCCCUGUAUGUCAGUACUCACUCCAGGCUACGUGGCCCAGAGAGUUUAAUAUCGUCCCAGUCAGCACUUUGGCUGUGGGAAGAAAAUGGAUCCCAUUCCACAGACUUAAAAUCAUGUAUUAGGUUUGAGAAGAUGAAACUUUGCCCCAGGUUCCAGGAAGAGAAGGACAUCAGCCUUUUUUUCAGUGCUGCAUGCUGGGCUAGUCUCUCCUUGCUGCAGAAACACCCGUGAGAGUGACAGUGUAGGAGCGGAGGAAAACACCCCGCUUGCCCUUGCAGCAUUUUCCUCAGAUCUUUCCAUUGAGUGGGAUGGGAUGGGUGGGUUUGCCUAACACCGAACGAGCAAGGAUUUCCACCCACAUACACUGCAGAUCACCCAAAUUCCCCUAGAUAGAGAGGACCAUCCCUAGAGUCCUUGUUCCUCCACACCUGCCCUGGAGUCCCCCUACUGCUAACCAGACACCCUUCCUGCAACUGGUCUAGAGGCCUCCCUUUAUACAAGGUUUCACAGCGCUCAAAAGCAUUAGGCUCCUCUAAGAGAUUAUUUUGUUUGACAGUGACGUUGAUCCUCUGGCCGGUGGCCCAUUUGCCUCACAGGUGAACCUCAAGAUUUUCUGAGACUCUUUUGGGUGCUGAGGAGGAAGGGAACAACACUCCACUUCCACAGAGGGCAAAGGCUAUGGGUGAUUUUAAGUUCGUUCUCCUUAGGCCCAUGAGCCCUUUAUUCCUUUCACUGCUGAGCUCUGGCCUGGCUUGACCUGGCUAAGACAAACAAGCAUGACAGUUAUGUGCACGCACACACACGUAGGCGUGCGCGCACACACACCACCCCUGAACUCACAGUUUGUCAGAGGCAGUGGUUCACUUGGUAUGUGAAGUUUAUCCACCAAGCCACCACUAGCUGCCUUGGAACCAGUCUGUACCCCUGCUUUUUGCAGCAGUGCCUAAAGCAGGAGCUUAGUUAUGAUCAAGUACAAUUGCACUUUAAAGGAAUAUCAAAUGUACUAAAUAAAUUAUUCCUCAUUAGCUACUACCAUGUCCAUUUUUCUGCUGAGGAAAUGAAACCUGUUCAAUAAUAUAUUCUUGGAGGCACGAGUCAAUGGUUGUAAAUUUUGUGUGUGUGUGUAUACACAUAUACACACACACAAUUUAUAAUUGUUUUCAAAAAAUUAAGAAUCAGAUUCCCCUUUUAAUUUUAAGUUGAUUUUUAUUUUCAAAGGUGCAUCCCUCCUAGAUGCCUUCAAAGUAUACAAAUCAGCAGACAAAACAUGCAUGAUGUCCUAGCCAAUGUUUGUUUUCAAUUCUUUAUCCUAACAGUGCCAGUAGAGCAUGAAGUUUUUCCCUAUCUGUUGUAAAAUGAUGAGCAGCCCUAAGCACUCUCCUACAGUGCUCUUAGACGGCGUUAUGUUUCUCCCUAGCUAUGUGACAUUGUGCACGCACACACAUACAUACAGAGUAUGGCUAGUUCUACAUUCUAGCAAUAACUUGACAUAUUCAUAUGGACCCAGUAUAAUUAUACUGAGAAGAAAUAAAGGUCAGAACCUCUGUAAUGUUUUUGGUGCAAGCUACCAGUUAGUAUAAUUAAUUAUAUGUAUUGUGCCUUGGAGUAGAAUGCCAGGACCGACAGGGAAUUGUUAAACAAAAAGGCUGGACUACAAGGAGCUGCAGUACUGAAAAAAGUUAGCUGUUAAGGAACAUAACCUUCGCCUGAAGAUUUGUAUGUACUGUAUGCCUAAAAAUCUCCUCUUGAUGUUUCCCAAUUUUUGAUCUUGUAAACCCUUGAGCUAGGAUUUGCACACUUGGGUCCAGUCUUGUAAGUCACACCCCUUUCCUUGUAUGAAUAGUCCAGUUAGUGUCAGUGGGCUAUUUACAUGUGAAAUAACAUCUAGAUCAUCAUUUGCAGGACUGAGGCCUUAGGUAACAUUUUUUUUCUUGAAAUAUAUUUAAUAAACUUUGUGAUGAAUUGUUUUCUUCCAUGAAAUACCAAUGCAAGGCCUAUUAUCUAUUUUAGCAAAUACUUUCACAUAACGUGGCUAGAGAAUUAGUGAAGUGAGCUUUUUUAGUUACAAAUAGGUCAUUGAACUAAAUGAUUGCAAUAGACACACUGUGAAGAUGUCAUGAAAGUGCAACUUUAUAAAAUGUAUAUGCUGCUAUGAUUAUUUAUAUGGCUUAAAUGUGCUCGAUAAAUGCUUACCAAAAAG
This is a messenger RNA of Pelodiscus sinensis (Chinese soft-shelled turtle), 9931 nucleotides long. RefSeq names its product protein tyrosine phosphatase receptor type B (gene PTPRB). Lineage: Eukaryota; Metazoa; Chordata; Testudines; Trionychidae. Gene Ontology annotation, molecular function: cadherin binding; protein tyrosine phosphatase activity. Gene Ontology annotation, cellular component: signaling receptor complex. Gene Ontology annotation, biological process: peptidyl-tyrosine dephosphorylation involved in inactivation of protein kinase activity; angiogenesis. The record is from RefSeq and is a predicted model, not a curated record.